UCUCUGCGAGGGAAAGCGAGCUCGAUUUCGCAAUUGGAAGGCUUGUGGGCAGAAGUUGUGAAAGGUUUAGGACUUAAUUUCCGGAAAAAGUCGGAGAGUCCUAGGAAGGCUAUUGGAAGCGCCUCUCCUCUGCAUACAAAGCUCAUGAAAAGACGUUGUCAGACUUUUGUUGACUGGGACGUAACGACUCGACGAUCAGUGAUUCUGUGGGAUUAAACUGUUGCUUCUUGGUUUCGAUCGUUGAUUAAUUCAUCUGACGCAGUUUGAGUUCAGAUCAAUCUAUUCCGUAAAGAUGCUCCUAAGAUGUUCAACCGUGAGGAGAUCAUUUGUUUUUGUUAGCAGUGUGCUGAGCUGCCUUUCUUUUUUAGCAGGUGUAGACGGUGUACCUGAUGUUCAACACAAAGAUGUUUCCCACAAGUCCUCGACAGAUGAGGAGAUUGUCACCGGAGCGGGCACAUUCGAAAUCCACUUGGUUUCGAUACAAAAUAUUAGAGGUGAGAAAUACGAUGGUAGCUGCUGUGAUGGGAGUCGCACAAUAUAUCGAGGACAACAUCAAUGCCUGGACGAGUGCGACACAUUCUUCAGAGUUUGUCUCAAGCAAUACUCGCAAUCUGUUUCGCCAACGGGUGCUUGUACAUUUGGCGAGCACACAACUGCUGUAUUAGGAGGGAGUUCGAUCACAUUUACGAACACUACAUCGCCGAGUGGUUUUCGCAACCCGAUUUCUUUACGCUUCGAGUUUUCAUGGCUGACCACAUACUACCUAAUUCUGGAAGCAUGGGAUGCAGAUAACUCAAGCAACCGUGAACUCAUAGAUAGAGCAACCCAGCGAGGUACACUACUUCCAAACAAGACAUGGGUAAUUCAUACAUACAAUGGCCCUGCAGCAACAAUUAGUUACAGAUUAAGGGUGGUAUGUGACAAAUAUUACUAUGGGAAGACUUGUACUGAGUUGUGCAAACCACGAAAUGACACAUUUGGACAUUAUUCUUGCAAUGAGAAUGGGAAAAAAGUUUGUUUGCCUGGAUGGAGAGGGCAUUUGUGCGAUACAGCAAUCUGUAAAACAGGCUGUGAUCCAGUGCAUGGUACUUGUAGUGUUCCAGGCGAAUGCAACUGUAACUCAGGCUGGAAAGGGGAACUUUGCGAUGAAUGUCGGCCCUACCCAGGCUGUUCUCAUGGAACUUGCAGUCAGCCAUGGCAGUGCAACUGUCAGCAGCAAUGGGGUGGAAUUCUUUGUGAUGAAGAUCUGAACAAAUGCAGAGAAAAACCUUGUAAGAAUGGAGGUAUAUGUUAUAACACAGAAGCCAAUCAGUACAGAUGUGAAUGUCAAGCUGGAUUUACUGGGGUCAACUGCGAGACAGCAAUCGACUUUUGUGGAUCAUCUCCUUGCAAGAAUAAUGGAACUUGUCAUAAUGAUGCCACUGAUUUCCGCUGUAACUGUCCGCCAGGUUGGGCUGGGCCCACUUGUGAAAUAAGUAGGGACUGUCAAAGUCAACCUUGUCAGAAUAAUGGAACAUGCAUUAACAAUGGCCAGGGUUACCAGUGUAAAUGUUUACCAGGCUGGACAGGACACAUGUGUGGUCAAGACAUUGAUGAAUGUGCAGCCAAACCAUGCUCCAAUGCUCUGAAGUGUGUUAAUUUGGUAAAUGACUAUGCUUGUGAAUGCAAGGAAGGAUGGAAGGGUAGAAACUGCAAUGAGAGUAUCAACGAUUGUGUAGGACAGUGUAGAAAUGGUGGAACAUGCGUGGACUUGUUGAAUGAUUACAAGUGUAACUGUCCCGUUGGAUUUACUGGCAAGGAUUGCGAGACCAAUAUCGAUGACUGCCAGUCUAUCCCAUGUACUAAUAGUGGAGUGUGUAAAGAUGGCAUUCAGAAUUACAGUUGCAUUUGCCAAACUGGAUUUUCAGGAAAAAAUUGUCAAGUUGCAGUAAAUGAAUGCCAGCCUUCACCUUGCGUCCAUGGAACAUGCACGGACUUACUUAAUGACUACAAGUGUUCUUGUAGUGCAGGGUAUACUGGCAGAAAUUGUUCAAUGUUGGCAACAACACCUAAUAGUUGCGACCCAUACCCUUGUCAGCAUGGAGCCACAUGCGUUAAAAACGCUGAUGGCUCUGAUAUCUGUCAUUGUCCUCCAGGCUACACUGGCUCAUAUUGUGAAACUGACAUCAAUGAGUGCUUGACAGCGACGUGUCAUAACGGUGGUACAUGUGUGGAUGCAGCCAAUGGAUUUAAAUGUGUCUGCCCAACUGGUUUUUCAGGAUCAACUUGCCAAGUUGACUUAGACUCGUGCAUUAGCUCGCCUUGUCAUGGCUCGGCAACAUGUGUUGAUAAAACAGAUGGCUAUCAAUGUAUAUGUGCUGCGGGAUACACUGGAGUAAACUGUGAUCACAAUGUGAAUGAUUGUGGUACAUUGAGUCCUUGUCGCAAUGGUGGAACUUGUCUGGACAGACUCAACGGAUACCAGUGUCAAUGCAGGCCAGAGUUUACUGGAGCUGAAUGUGAUGUCCCCAUUAACAAAUGCACCAACGAAUCUUGUGUUAACAAUGGCACAUGCAGCCAAGGUGUUGGAAUGAUCACUUGUAGUUGCCCCACUGGCUUUACUGGACAGAGAUGUGAAACUGAGAUUGAUGCCUGUGACUCCAAUCCGUGUCACAAUGGCGCGACAUGUCAAAAGAUUGGUGUUAGUUAUGCCUGUUCAUGUGCAGUUGGUUUCUCUGGGCCUAACUGCGCAACGCGAAUCGAUUACUGUGCUAAUGUCACUUGUACCAAUGGUGGUACAUGCAACAAUAUUGCAGGAAAAGCUUCUUGUAGCUGUUUGCCUGGGUUUGCGGGAUUACGAUGUGAAAUCAAUAUCGACGAGUGUCAUUCUAGUCCAUGUCGCAAUGGAGGUAGCUGCGUAGACAAGGACAACAGUUUUCAUUGUGUAUGUCCAGCAGGAACUCGGGGAGACGUUUGCGAUCAAGUGAUCGAUCCAUGCUUGGAGCCUGUUUUAGUGAAUGGAUCCUCAUUUUUGAGAGAUUCCGGCGUAUGUGGAGCUUAUGGUACCUGUGAAAAUGUCGGUGUGGGAAAAUUUAGAUGCAAAUGUGACAAAGAGCAUACUGGAAACCACUGUCACUUAAAAAUUGACCAUUGCAAGAAUCACACUUGUAAAAAUGGAGCAAGUUGUCUCGAUGGCGAUGGAAAUUAUACAUGUGUAUGUGGCGAUGGCUGGGAGGGCGUCUACUGUGAAAAAGAUAUUGAUGAGUGUAACUCGAAUCCUUGUCGAAAUGGCGGGAACUGUACUGACCUAGUCAACGGAUAUGUUUGCAAAUGUCCCCACCCGUGGAAAGGACAAAUGUGUCAAUCAACAACAUCGCACUGUGAUGGCAAUCCUUGUCAAAAUGGAGGGUUAUGCACCGAUACAGGAGACGAUUUUCAAUGUAGUUGUCAAAACGGAUUUUCAGGAAGGAUCUGUCAAUUAGCACCCAAGCCCUGCUCGUCCGAACCUUGUCAGAAUGGUGCAACUUGUUUGAAUGCAGGCGAUGGAGAGAGUUUUUCGUGUGUCUGCAAAGAUGCAUGGGAAGGAAACCUGUGUGAGAAGAAUGUCGACGACUGUGCAUCCAAUCCUUGCCACAAUGAAGGCACGUGCAUCGAUGGUGAGGGCUGGGUCCUCUGCUCAUGCGCGCCCGGAUUUACGGGACCAGAUUGUAAAAUCAACAUCAACGAAUGUAACUCGUCUCCGUGCAGCGGUGGUGCAACUUGUAAAGAUAAAAUCAACGGCUUUAAAUGUAUCUGCCCGCCAGGAAAGUUUGGAGAUCGUUGCCAAGAUGACGAACAUGAUAAGAAACACUGUAAGCUGAAAGACGGCGGUAUUCAGCGUCACAACACCACCGUGCCAAAAGACUGUAACUCGUGUACGUGCCUGUAUGGCGUGCUGCACUGCACUGGAAUUGACUGUGGUGUUCCAAAUUGCUUGAAUCGUACCCAGGCUGGCAGCUGCCCCACUGGCGCGAAAUGCGUGCCUAAGGUGGCGGCGGAGUGCCUCAGCCCUCCUUGUGGUCGAUGGGGAGAAUGUCAAGGUGGAUCAACUGCCAAGAUUAUUACCGGAAUAAAUGAAGGCGCGUGCCUUCCCAAUAGUACCUAUUUGAAUGGGGACUGUGCCAAGAUUCACAUUGUGUUCCAAGUGGAUAAGCUUCCCAAGGGAACCCUUGUGGAAGAACUUUGCCAUCAGUUGCGUUAUCUACCAAUGUUGAAAAAAUGGGCAGAGAAGGCAAGACUUCGACUGCUCUGUGAAGGCCGAGGGAAAGACGGAUCAACAUCAACUGUCAUUGUAUCAGUGGCCAGCACUCCGCGAACGGAAGUAGCUGAAAAGGCGGCCAUUGAUAUCGCCCGAUACAUACGGUCCGUGCCAUCUGAAAAAGGCCGUGAAAUAAAUAUCACUCUUUACAACGUGCUCAUAGCUGUGGAUGAAGUCACUGUGGAAAGAUCUGUUUCUCUUUCCUACCACGAAGAGGAAGCCGCACCGGACUACCUCAUUCCUUUGAUUGCAUCACUCGUGGUGUUGGCGGCCAUUCUUUUGCUAAUACUGUGCAUCAGAGGAAAGUGGAGGGAAAGUAGACGAGCGAAAAGAGAAAAUCGUUUAGCUGCAAGGCCUACUUUGAAAAAGAAACGAAAUACAACGCAGGAGAAGCCGUUGACUACUGCUAGAACUUACUAUAAUCAGACUUCCACCGAGUCUACGGCGUCUUCGUCGUCGACAUCCACGUCGACGCGUUCAACGGAGUUAAGAAACUUUGAAUACAAUCGGGCGAGUUUGCUCGACUCCACGCCCUCUGUGUGUUCUACUCCACAAGUUUUGUCCCCGCCCCUCUCCCCCAAGGAGGAAGGCGCUAAAGACGAAUGGAGGAGAUUUCGGGUGCAAAGGAACAGUACACAAAUAGAAAUAAUCGUAUAAGUAAUUAUUAGUGAUUAUUAUAUAUCCUUCCAUGAAUAAUUUAAAGAAAGGAAUGAAACAAUUCACACUGUUAUUAAUUUAUUGUACCCACGAAAAAAAAAAGUGUAGCUUUUGAAAGCAAUUUUAUAACUCCAACAGUUAAAAUUCGGCGGCUAGAAAAUUUAUUUAUCAAAAGACAAAUGUUUUUAGGCAUCAGUAAAUAUCUGGUGAUGGUUCUGUUGAGAGGCCGACUUGUAAAUAAUACAACAAGAAAAAAGAAGUAUUUAAAUGGUUUUUAACGCUGUAAAUAUGUAAACAAUUAAUUUAAUAUUUAAAUGGCCAUGUAGUUCGAUAUGAACGAAGGUGAGUCCAACACAUUAUUGUGUAAAAACGUAUACUUCUCAACGAUUUAAUGUUGGUUCGAGUUAGCUGUUAACAGUUAAGAGUAAGUUUUGAAAAAUGCAUUUUGUAGCCACAUAGUUUUUUAAAAAUAACUUUAAAGAUAGGCUGUAGAACAGUUUUCCUUGUUUACUUAACUGUAACCUUCCGUGGGUUUGUUGACAAGGGAAACUUGCCAAAUUAUUUUAUAUAGAACGAGGCUGCAGGCCACUCCGACUGGAAUUUUUCUAAAAGUAAAAGUAAAUUUGUUAAAGGUUUCGAAUGGCCCUAGAAUAUUUUUGUAAAUUUUUCAGUUCGGACCCGUCUGUUUGGGCCUGACUUCUAAAACCGCCAAGUUUAUAAGCUUACGUUUGGUGUUUUUUUUUUUGUUUAUCGUAUGAUUUGUACAUCUGCUUAUCUGGUCUGCUAAGCCUCGUUAUUCUCGCAUCUAUCUUUCAAUAUUUGUGUGUUCACUAUCCCAUAGUAACCGUAGUGUUUCGUCAUUUCAUCAUAGCUGGUCACGUAAACGUUACGUGACUCACUCUUGGUCACAUUCGCAUCGCAUGGCCUAAAUGCAUUUAAAUUGCUCGAGUAUCAAAUCAAGACUAUUUCAUUUAAUAACAGAGUGAAAUUAUACGAAAUGUGAACACACUUUCAUGCUUAUCUAAUACGCAAGGCUUAAUCGUAAGUGAAGUCCCGUUGCUCGUGGAAAUCCGAAAAAAAAUACGAAUGCUUACUAACUCACUAGUGUUUCAUUAAAAAAAAUACUGACGAUUUCUCCUUGCAACGAGAUCCGCUUGCGAAUUUAUAAUGUAGCCAUUUGCAGUGCGUUCAAUUGUACCUGAGUGCUAUAUAGAGUAUAUAUUUGCCCGUAAAAACUGACUAUAAGCGGCAAAAACUUGCAGUGCAAAAUUCAAACCUACUUAAAUAAUAAUUAUUGUUAUUAUUAUUGUAAAAUAAUUUCAGCCUGGUAAAAUGUCAGCUUCUUAACCUUUAAUCAAUCUAAAGUGCCCGCCGGCGCCAACGGUUAAGUUUCUCUCGUUACUCACGAGAGGCUAAUUUUUCAAACCUGGCUGCUUAAGUUUGCUUGAGUUCUUGUUCAUGGCAUUAAUAAACACAGUUAUCGACCA
Pocillopora damicornis (cauliflower coral) is the source of this 6420-nucleotide messenger RNA. RefSeq lists its product as uncharacterized. The record is from RefSeq and is a predicted model, not a curated record. Gene Ontology annotation, biological process: cell communication; heterophilic cell-cell adhesion; establishment or maintenance of epithelial cell apical/basal polarity. Gene Ontology annotation, molecular function: Notch binding; calcium ion binding. Lineage: Eukaryota; Metazoa; Cnidaria; Anthozoa; Scleractinia; Pocilloporidae. Gene Ontology annotation, cellular component: protein-containing complex; plasma membrane.